Molecule: messenger RNA, 1176 nt
Organism: Pleurotus ostreatus (oyster mushroom)
Lineage: Eukaryota; Fungi; Basidiomycota; Agaricomycetes; Agaricales; Pleurotaceae
Gene: ARP2
Product: Arp2/3 complex subunit, actin nucleation center
Exons: 8
Coding region: 1-1176 (391 amino acids)
Biological process (GO): Arp2/3 complex-mediated actin nucleation
Cellular component (GO): actin cortical patch; Arp2/3 protein complex
Molecular function (GO): actin filament binding
Source: RefSeq, a predicted model, not a curated record
AUGGACCCGUCGCUGCCCAUCGUCGUCGACAAUGGAACUGGUUUCGUCAAAGUUGGCUAUGCAGGUUCCAACUUCCCAGAACACGUAUUCCCAUCAAUCGUUGGUCGGCCCAUCCUGCGUGCUGAAGAACGCGUUGGCAGCGCUGUAAUCAAGGAUAUCAUGAUCGGGGACGAGGCUGCUGAGAAUCGCAACUACCUCCAAAUCACGCAGCCGAUGGAACACGGUAUCGUGCGCAAUUGGGAGGAUAUGAAGCACUUGUGGGACUAUACAUUUGAUGAAAAGCUGAAAGUCAACCCGGCAGGGAGGAAGGUGCUGUUGACGGAGCCGCCCAUGAAUCCCAAGGCGAAUCGGCAGAGGAUGUGUCAGGUUAUGUUCGAGGAGUAUGGCUUUGACGGGGUAUAUGUCGCUAUUCAAGCGGUGUUGACGCUGUAUGCUCAAGGUCUCACUACGGGCGUGGUCGUCGAUUCUGGCGAUGGUGUCACUCACAUUGUCCCCGUAUACGAUGGAUUCGCAUUACCUCAUCUGACAAGGCGAUUAGACAUCGCUGGAAGAGAUGUCACCAGAUACUUGAUCAAACUCUUGCUUAUGCGCGGCUACGCGUUCAACAGGACAGCGGACUUCGAGACGGUCAGAGAGAUCAAGGAGAAAUUAUGCUACGUCAGCUAUGAUCUGGAUAUGGACCAACGGCUCUCGGAAGAGACUACGGUUCUUGUAGAAAGCUACACGCUACCGGAUGGACGGACAAUCAAAGUCGGCUCAGAACGCUUCGAGGCACCAGAAUGUAUGUUCCAGCCACAUCUUGUUGAUGUAGAACAGCCAGGAGUCGCGGAAAUGUUGUUCCAAACGAUCCAGACUGCCGCCGUCGAUAUCCGUGGCGAACUCUACAAACACAUUGUCCUGUCUGGUGGAUCUAGCAUGUAUCCUGGCCUCCCCAGUCGCCUCGAGAAAGAAAUGAAACAGCUAUACCUCACCCGAGUCCUGGGUGGCGACCCCUCGCGCCUGAAUAAAUUUAAGAUCAGAAUUGAAGACCCUCCACGCCGGAAACAUAUGGUCUUCCUUGGCGGAGCAGUUCUCGCCGAUAUCAUGAAGAAUCGCCAGGAAUUCUGGAUAACGCGAGAAGAAUGGUUCGAGCAAGGUGUUCGAUCUCUGGAUAAACUGAACAGGGGCGAGAACUAG